AUGGACCUCGCAGACGCCUCAAUAUGUAUGACGUAUGAGAGCGGUCCUACUGAAUUUGAUGAUUUUCCUCAGACUGAUGAACCUGUCCACAUACUGGGUCAUGCUUAUAGUACUUUGUAUGAUUUGGAAGAAUUGAAGCAUGAUAUUUUAUCUCGAAUAUGGAUUACAUAUCGCAAGAAUUUCAGUCCAAUUGGUGGUACUGGUCCCACAGCAGAUACAGGAUGGGGCUGCAUGUUACGAUGUGGCCAGAUGAUGAUGGCUCAAUGUCUCAUUGUCCGCCAUCUAGGGAGAGGAUGGAGAUGGAGAAAAUCUUCCUAUGAAAAUGACAAAACCUAUAUGAAGAUUCUCCGUCUUUUUCAAGACAAGCGUACCUCAUAUUAUUCUAUCCACCAAAUUGCUUCAAUGGGUGUGUCUGAAGGAAAAACAGUUGGAAGCUGGUUUGGACCAAAUACAAUUGCUCAGGUUUUAAAAAAAAUCUCUGUUUAUGAUGAAUGGAGUUCAAUAGUAACCCAUGUUGCAAUGGACAAUACAGUUAUUGAAGAUGAUAUCAGAACGCUGUGUAAGUCACAUGCCAAUAAAGAAAAUACUCAACAGGGUUCUAACCCUGUGCCUGCAGGAACUGCAUCUGCAGCUUGUCCUUCGUCAGGUGACACAGUCAAGGAAGGUGCUUCCAGCUGGUCUCCAUUGCUGCUGAUAAUUCCCCUCCGUCUUGGACUCACAGAUAUCAACUCUCUAUAUUUUAACAGCCUCAAAUUAUGUUUGUCACUAAAACAAUCAGUUGGAAUUAUUGGAGGGAAGCCAAACCAUGCACAUUGGUUUAUUGGUACUGUUGGAGAUGAGCUUGUCUACCUUGAUCCUCAUACCACACAACCAGUAGUGGAUUUAGAUGAAGUUGGUAGCCGGGAUGACUCCUACCAUUGUCCACACAGUUCUCGCAUGAAGGUCCAGCAACUCGACCCUUCAGUUGCUUUGGGAUUUUUCUGUUUGAAUGAACAAGAAUUUGAUGACCUCUGCAACGCAUUCCGAAGCAAGAUGGUUAGCAAGACGCCCAUGUUUGAACUGCACAGAAAACGUCCAAAGCAUUGGCCUGCUGAUUCUUAUGUGGCUGCUGCUGCUGCUGCUGCGACUGGAGCAACUAAGACCGUCUAUGCAAAUGCUGAUUUCUGUGAUACUGAAGAGGAGUUUGAAUUACUUGGCUGA
Acanthosepion pharaonis is the source of this 1200-nucleotide messenger RNA. Lineage: Eukaryota; Metazoa; Mollusca; Cephalopoda; Sepiida; Sepiidae. The record is from the annotation of a GenBank genome assembly.